Messenger RNA from Fusarium poae, 855 nucleotides. RefSeq lists its product as uncharacterized. The coding region runs from base 1 to 855 and encodes 284 amino acids. The record is from RefSeq and is a predicted model, not a curated record. Lineage: Eukaryota; Fungi; Ascomycota; Sordariomycetes; Hypocreales; Nectriaceae. The transcript has a single exon.
AUGCUGCUUCCUUACGUAGGACUUACGUGGCAAGAGCCUACUAAUUGCACGCAGGAGAUUAGCCGGUAUGAGGAUCAAUGUUCAAAAAAAUAUAGAGAGGAAUGCACAAGCACACAAAGACACGGAGGUAUAGCGAAAUUUCCCCGUUUCAAAUACCUACCAACUGAGCUUCGUCUCGCAAUCUGGCGGGCGGCUUUUGCAAGCAUAGACCCGGCCGUUGGAGUCUGCACCUUCGCGCACGAUUGGUGUGAAAUCACGGUAAGCCAUCCUCGCUCCGCGCAUGGUCGAUCGCCACCAAUCGCACAUGCGUGUAAGGAGGCUAGAAGCGAAUGGUCUCGCUCCAUUAGCAUUUACGAAGGACCUGAUCGAGCUCCGGAGUAUCUAUUUGUCCCGCGGACCCUCUUUCUAGUUCCUCCGUCCGCAGUCACAGACUCGCAGCUGGAGCAUCUCAUGCUACCUAUAGAGCACAUCGCCAUCAAUGUUGCGGACAGCCCUGAUCUUUUCCCCCUUUUUGAAGCACUAGCAAGACUUCCUUCUCUACAGACCAUAAUCAUCAUUAUACCAUCAGAUACUGUCGAAGAGCACCAGGCUAUAAAUUGGCAGGAAACGAUACGGCAUGAUGAGGAAAUGCUCAGCCGAAUGAGUAAAUUGGUAGACGCGCCCGCACCAGACGGCGAGUGGCAUCAUCGCACCUACAUGGGAUGGGUGCUAUGCAAUUACUUGGAAAGUUCAAUGGCGAGGAAGUAUUAUGCCGGAGACAAAAGACCAAAGAUAAAGCUUUUGGUUGACCGAAGUGGGUCUUCCUUAGAGGCUGGAGUAAACACGGGACAGCCUUGGGCACUCUAUUUCUACUGA